AGGGAGAUCCUGUGGGGAUUCAUCAGAAGGACGUCCAGCACCGUAACAGCGCCCAAGGCAGAGGCGCACCAACCAAUCAUCUCCUCCUCCAGUCCGCCCCAUGAUCCCCCCGACACCCUUGACGCCGUCUCACCAUCCCUCCCUGGGGAAGAAGGCCGCACUGAGGAUUUCCUGGGCAGUUCUGGUGCUCGUGCUACACUCGGGCAGGACGGGCGUGAGGGAAAGGAGGAGACAGGGGAGAAUGAUGAGCAGCAGGAGGGGAAGGAAGGCGGAGGAGAACACGAGAGUGAGAGGGAUGAGUUGGGGGUAGGGAAGGGGCCUUAUCCGGGGGGGGAUUUGGGGGAGGAUAAGGGGGAGGAUGAAGGAAGGGAUAAGGGCAAGGAGGAGGGGGAGAGUGAGGUGAAGGGUGAUGAGGAGAAGGAGGGAGAGGGCGCAGGAGGGAAAGCCAAGGGAAGUGGAGGGGGGAGUGGAGGAGGGGCAAAAGGAGGGAAAGGAACAGGGUUGCUGGGAAGAGGGAGUGUGAUUCUGAAUGUGGGCGCAGUUCCCAGGAAGCUUUUCUCCUUCAUGCCACGAUCUUCCUAUGCUAAGCUUAAGUUGGGAGCACAUGCAGGCCUAACACCUCUCAACACCGCCUUAGUAUCAUCCACUGAUGACCCCACGCCCAUCGCCACACCUAUAGCCACACCCAAACCCACACCCAUCCCCAAAACCGUACACCCUCGCAUCCCCACACCCAUCCGCACCACCGAAUCCGCUGCCACUGCUGCUGCAAGCACUGCAGACAGCACCGCAGCAGGGCGUUUGAACCUUGACCUCCCCACUCCCCGCUUCCCUUUGUUCUCUCCUGCGGAGCUCCAGUCCCCUGCUGGAGACCUAGCCUCCUUUGCCCCCUUCCGCACCACCACAGCCACCGGUGGUGGGGUUGCAGGUGGAGGGGAUUUCGGACCUGCUAGGAAAAUAGCUCCACCAGGGGAAAAUGCUGCUGCUGCUGGAAAAAUCUCUACUCGCCCUUGCUCUCCUGCUGGUGACUUGGCCGCGUUUGCUGCCUUUGGUGGAACCACCAGCACACUUCCCAGCACUUCAGAGCGAAGCGCUUCAACUAACCCUUUCUUGAGUGCUAUGGUGGUACCACCAGCGGGGAUUGGGGAAGGAGGAGGCGGUGGUGUGGAGUCCGGCGCAGCAACAGCAGCAGCUGGAGCAGGAGCAGCUGGAGCAGGAGCAGCAGGAGCAGGAACAGAGGGCGAGGACUGGGAUGCCAUGCUGCUUGCUUCCUUCGGUCGUUGUCACACCAUCGACGGGUCAUUCAGAGAAGCAAUGCGUGCUGCUAAUGUGGAAGAGGAAACUGCAUGGGACGAUCAGGCAGAGGAGAAGCAGGCUCAAGGCAGCCUAGCACAAGACUUCCCAGCACAGAACUUGCUAGCAGAAAACAACCAGGGACAGAACCACCAGGCGCAGAACAAGCAGGUGCUUGGGGCGUUCAGGCAGUAUGAGCUGGUUCAGGAGUCAGGGGAGGUUGCAGGUGGCAUGGGUUCAGCUUCAGGUGGUUUUUCAGGUGGGAAUGUGACCUGGGCGCAUGAAAACAACCUUGCAGCAGCAGAGGCAGCGGCAGCAGCAGCAGAGGCAGCAGCAGUAGCAGCAGCGGAGGCGGCAACGGCAGCGGCAGCAGCUGCUACCAAAGCAGCAGCCACGGCAGCAUCUAAAGCAGCUGCACUUGCAGCAGCCAAAGCAGCAGCAGCAGCAGCAGCAGCAGCAGCAGCUGCAGCACCACCAGCACCAGCACCAGCACCAGCACCAGUAGAGAGAGCAGCACCUGUGGCAUCAGGGAACAGUGACUGGGCUCGUUUUGAUGCAUUUGAGCCUACCACACUACCUGCCACUGCUCCUGUGGCUGCCUACGCUCCUCCUGCCAUUCCCAAGCCGAUAGCCGGACCAAGUUUUCCUGCUCCUCAUAUUUCUCCCAAUCCCUUCUUAAAUCCAGGUUUGAAAGAACAGCCCGCGCCCCCAGCUACUGGUAUGAGCCCCUUUGCACCUUCAGGAAAUUCCUUCCCUUCACAGCAGCAACAGUCACAAGCACAGCAACAGACCAAUCCGUUCCUAUCUCCAGGCACAAGCAGCAUCGGCUCGGGUAAUAAAGUGGGAGAAUCUGAACCCCUGUUUGCCAGUACAGGGUCUGCUUAUAAAGAAUCGUCUGCCGAGGCGCACCAGGAGGGACAAUGGCUGGGGAAGCAGGAGGGGCUGUGGCAGAGCAUGGAGCAAGAAGCCGGCUCCAAGGGGUCUGGGCAGAAACAAAAUGCUGCUUCAAUGGCGCAGAAACAACCUGCUUCCAUGGCUCAGAAGAUUCUUUCCAGUAACCCAUUCCUUGUGAUUCCUGGCAUGGGCAAUAGUGGUAAUGGCGCUGGUUAUAAUGAGGAUAGCAGGGGUUUGCUUGGUGGUGAGGAUACUCCCAAGGGACUGCAGGAAGUAUCGCCUGGGAAUUUGCAUACAAAUCCAAGCAAUCAGCAGCAGCAGCAGUGGCAACAGCAGUACUCACACCAACAGCUGCAGCAGCAGCAUCACUCACAGCAGCAGCAGCAGUCGCUUUACACUGCUACUGUGACCCAUACGACUGCGAAGCAGCAUGAACAAGCUUGGCGGCCAACGGAUGUGAAUGUGGGGCUUAAUGUGGCGGAAGGAGAUGUGACUAAAUCAGGAGGUCCUAGUGAAGGGAAAGGCAGAGAUGCUACAGCUGGACCGAUAUACACCGAGCCUGAGUCACCAGGGUGGCCUAGUACUGCGUCUCAAUAUGAUCCACUGGAGUCUCCUGCUGCGCUUCUUCGGGGCAGCGUUGACACCGGCGGCGUUGCAAUCAUGCAAGAGCCGCAAUCCAGCAGCUCUGGUCGGGGUAUGCCCCCUCGCCCCUCGCCCCUCUACCUUCGCGCCCUCGCCCCUCGCCCCUCGCCCCUCGCCCUUCGCCCCCUUCCCUUCGCGCACUCGCCCCUCGCCCCUAGCCCCUCGCCCCCUUCCCUUCGCGCCCUCACCCCUCGCCCAUCGCCCCCUUCCCUUCGCCCCCCUCCUCUCGCCCCCCUCCUCUCGCCCCUCUCAUUGGGGCUAACUGGGUUACUUGUUUUGAGAAUCAAAAGAGAUCAAAUCUUCCCCACCCACUCACCCUCUUCUCGCUCUCCCCCACUCCCCCCCUUCCAAACCCACCGCAUCACACCUAUACUUACCCUUUUCCACAUUCUCAUGAAGCUGGGUGCCUUGUUUUUAGACUUGAACCAAGUCCUCUACCUACCGGGAACAGGCCCUUUCUUCGACAUUGCCAUGAAGCUGGGAGCCUUUGCUGCAAAGCUAUACAGGCGAGUGAAGCCGUCCAAGUACAGGAAGCGCAAGGACUAUGCGAGUAUCGAGUUGGCUACUAUGGAGUCUCGAAGCAUGGCCGCCACCUUCCUUGCUGCGUUCGGCCAGCCUGUCAGCAACGACAGCCGCACGCACGUCACAUUGGUCCCUGCACACGCGCAGGACAAGCAAGCAGCGUUCUCCACCUUCCGCGCCUCCCACUCAGUGAUGAGCCAACCCAUUGGGAAAGCAGCCAGGGCGCUGGUAUCAGCAGUACGGCUGCUGGAUACGGUGGUGAACGUGGAGGACUUGGCGAAAUACGACCCCUCGGGAGUGCUGAACAUGGUUGUCUCCUUCGGUCACCCCAUGUGCCGCAACGACGCCUGUGUCAAGUGUGUGACCACCCGGGCCACCCCCUGCAUCAUUGCCCCCACGUGCAUCGCCGGAAAGUGCGUGAAUCUUGGGCAGAAAAAAGACGGGUCCGCCUGCGCGGAUUUCGACUGGGGCGGCAACUCCUACACGGGGCACUGCCAGGCUGGCACGUGCGUCAGCAAGGCCGUCCAAUCGUAUUACGCCAGCAAGCAGGCGGACAAGCUGUGGAUCCCCGAGGGUUACGAGCCGGAGAAUGUGACUAUAGCGGUGGAUCGGGGCGUGUAUGCGACGAGUGAGCGGGAGUAUAUUGAAACGAGCUUGGGGUAUUGGGAUGAGUUGGCGCGGGAAUCGGAGACUUGCUCGUUGAACAACGGCGGAUGCGGGUCGCUGGUGUGUCAAGUGGAUGUUGAGCGAAAGACGACAACCUGUGUCGACCCUCACG
This is a messenger RNA of Closterium sp. Naga37s-1, 4129 nucleotides long. Lineage: Eukaryota; Viridiplantae; Streptophyta; Zygnematophyceae; Desmidiales; Closteriaceae. The record is from the annotation of a GenBank genome assembly.